CGCUUUAUCGCUGCAAGUGACACAAUGGGGAGGGUUCUAGCCCUCCUGCGCUCGCCGAGAGCUGGGGGGCUAUAAAAACCGGAGGCGCCGGGCAGCUGGGAGACAGUGACGGACCAAGGCCGAGAGGGAAGCCGGAGAGGACAGAGAAGAGGCAGCAAGCACCAGAUCGCUCCUUGACCAGUGUCGGCAUGGGCUCCUUCCCCACCAUCGCUGUGAGCCUCCUCCUCUUCCUUGAAUUUCAACUUCCAGGCCAAGCCCAAGCCAACCCCGUGUACAACGUCGUGUCUAACGCAGACCUGGUGGAUUUCAAGAAUUUGCUGGACCGCCUGGAGGAGAAGAUGCCUUUGGAAGACGAGGUGGUGUUGCCCCAAGUUGCAAGCGAGCCGAAUGACGAAGCGGGGGCCGUUCUGAGCGCCCUCCCUGAGGCGCCUUCUUGGACUGGGGAGGCCAGCCCAGCACAGAGGGAUGGGGGUGCCCUCGGCCGAGGGCCCUGGGACUCCUCCGAUCGAUCUGCCCUCCUGAAAAGCAAGCUGAGGGCGCUGCUCGCUGCCCCUCGGAGCCUGCGUAGGUCCAGCUGCUUCGGGGGCAGGAUGGACAGGAUUGGAGCCCAGAGCAGCCUGGGCUGCAACAGCUUCCGGUAUCGAAGAUAACAGCCAGGGAGGACAAGGUUGGCCAGGCCCCAGGGCAGACCGAAAGAGACCCUCCUCCCCUGGUGUCUCUCCUGCAGUGAGGUCUCCUGCCAUUGUCAUCGAGUUGUGAUGAGCACCGGAUUGGAGCUGCCACUUCCCGUCAGCAUUUCUCACGUUUUGUGCUACAUGUAGACAAAGUGGUUUCCUUGUGGUUUUCCCGCCUCGCCCACCCCAUGCGUUACUGUAGACCCUCACCUGUUACCGACCGCAGCUGGAAAAUGAAUAAAUUUCAGCACCACGGACAGAAACCAAA
Messenger RNA from Chinchilla lanigera (long-tailed chinchilla), 942 nucleotides. RefSeq names its product natriuretic peptide A (gene Nppa). The record is from RefSeq and is a predicted model, not a curated record. Lineage: Eukaryota; Metazoa; Chordata; Mammalia; Rodentia; Chinchillidae. The transcript has 3 exons. Gene Ontology annotation, cellular component: cytoplasm; extracellular region; nucleus. Gene Ontology annotation, biological process: negative regulation of systemic arterial blood pressure; neuropeptide signaling pathway; receptor guanylyl cyclase signaling pathway. Gene Ontology annotation, molecular function: hormone receptor binding; hormone activity. The coding region runs from base 189 to 650 and encodes 153 amino acids.